Mesorhabditis spiculigera is the source of this 600-nucleotide messenger RNA. NCBI's taxonomy places the organism in Eukaryota, Metazoa, Nematoda, Chromadorea, Rhabditida, Rhabditidae. The record is from the annotation of a GenBank genome assembly.
AUGGAGAUUCGGUGUUGUCUCUGUUGCGAAGACUAUCGAAUAGUUAUUGAAGACGAAUAUUCUGGGACUCCGGGCAGUGAAUAUACGUGCUGUCAGGGGACCGUUCAUAUCAAGACAGCUACCAUGUACGUCGGGAUUUCGGCCAUCGUGCUGUCGAUUUUCUCGACAAUCUGCAUGUUCUUCGGCAUCUACUCAGUCAAUCUUUGGCUCGAUAUAAUUCUAAUAAUCGUAAAUACGCUGGUGGCAAUCAUCCUCCUCGUUGGGGUCUACUAUGAAAAGGCGUGGAUGAUGAUCCCAUUUAUUGUCACGGAAAUCGCCCAAUGUGUUAUUUUCUUUUCACUAGCCACCUAUACGCUAUAUUAUACCUUCCAGCCAGACAAUAAGCAAGAUUAUUUGCGAAAAUUCGAUCAAAUGCUAAUGGUGAUCUCCAUCUAUGUAGGAAUUAUUGUUUGCGGCUCGGCAAUUUGGGCAGCAGCAAAAUGCUACCAUUUCUUCCGGGACAAAACGAGAAACCCCGAAGUUUGCCCGCCUCCGCCCGAGCCGCCCAGGGCAAUGCAAACUUCCACCCAGGCUAAUGGGACGAAUGGCGGAUAUUGGUUG